Messenger RNA from Cucurbita pepo subsp. pepo (vegetable marrow), 3841 nucleotides. Its product is annotated as pumilio homolog 2. Gene Ontology annotation, biological process: post-transcriptional regulation of gene expression. Gene Ontology annotation, molecular function: mRNA binding. Gene Ontology annotation, cellular component: cytoplasm. NCBI's taxonomy places the organism in Eukaryota, Viridiplantae, Streptophyta, Magnoliopsida, Cucurbitales, Cucurbitaceae. The record is from RefSeq and is a predicted model, not a curated record.
GUUACGCUGGUGGUGUUAUUACAUGAAGAUUAUGUCGGGGAAUUUUCCGUAUUUUGGUAGAAUUUAGGUUGUAGUGAAAAUUAAUGCUUAUUACACUUGUUUUCGGGUUUGUAAUUGAUGGUUAGGUUGUGAAGGUUUGGGUUAGGGAAUUGGUGGAACGAAUCGAAAUUUUGGUUUUGAUCAGUUUAGGAUGGUUUUUUUGAAGCUGUAAAUAGUUGUUUCUGGUUGUAGGAAUUUUGUUUCGGGAUUAGUUUUUCUUUUUUCUAUCUCUUUUUAUUUAGGCGUAGCGUUUUGUUGUUGCGCUGAGGCAGUGAUCAGAUAGGGGCGGAAGGGUUAGACCGAUGUUUGGUGGUAACGAAGGAUCGUUUGGUGAUGAAUUAGAGACGGAGAUAGGGUUAUUGCUUCGUGAACAGCGUCGGCAAGAGGCUGAUGAUCGUGAACGAGAGCUGAAUUUAUAUAGAAGUGGAUCAGCUCCGCCGACUGUUGAAGGCUCUUUAAGUGCGGUGGGUAGUCUGUUUGGUGGUAUUGCUGGUUCUGCUAAUGCCUUUGCGGAGAUAACUGGUUCUAAGAAUGUGAAUGGUUUUGUAUCAGAGGAGCAGCUUAGGUCUGAUCCAGCUUACUUAUCAUAUUAUUACUCGAAUGUGAACCUUAAUCCUCGGCUUCCGCCUCCAUUGAUUUCAAAGGAGGAUUGGAAGUCUUCGCAGAGAUUGAAAGGGGCAAAUUUGGGGUUGGGAGGGAUUGGAGAUACAAGGCGAUCGAAUGUUGGGGUGGAUAGCGCUGGCAGAUCCUUGUUUUCUAUGCCCCCUGGGUUUAAUGCUAGGAAACAAGCAUCCGAUGUCGAGUUGGACAAAGGGCGUGGCGCCCCUGAGUGGGGCGGUGACGGGUUGAUUGGUUUGCCUGGGUUAGGACUUGGAACGAAACAGAAGAGUCUAGCUGAAAUCUUUCAGGAUGACAUGGGGCGCACAACUCCUGUUACUGGCCUGCCAUCCCGUCCAGCCAGCCGCAAUGCUUUUGAAGAAAAUGUGGAGACUAUAGGUGCUACUGAUGAACUGGCCAAUUUGCGUCAUGACUUGAUGAUGUCUGAAAUGCGAUCCAGUGCUAAUGGUCAGAGCUCCUCUGCUGGUCAAAGUAUUGGAACCCCUUCUUCGUACACUUAUGCUGCAGCUGUGGGUGGUUCACUGUCACGAAGCAAUACACCUGAUCCGCAGCUUGUUGCAAGGGCUCCUAGUCCUUGUCUUACCCCUAUUGGAGGUGGAAGAGUUGCAACUGCUGAAAAAAGGAACAUUGCAAGCCCAAAUUCAUUUAAUGGUGUCUCAUCUGGAAUCAACGAGUCUUCAGAUCUUGUAUCAGCUUUAUCUGGUAUGAACUUGUCACCGGAUGACACCAUAAAUGAAGAAGGCCAUUUGUUAUCUCAAAUCAAACAAGAUUGUAAUACCCAACAAGGCUACACAUAUGGCCUGCAAGGAGGUCAGAAUCAUAUUAAGCAACAGUCAUUUGCAAAGAAGACCGAUUCUGGGGGUCAAUCCAGAUCUUCAUUCUCGGAUGUUUCGUCUCAUAACAAUGGAGCACAGUAUCAGCAUGUGGAUGGUACAAAUUUGACUUAUCAGAACUUUGGCCUUAGUGGGUACUCAAUGAGUCCAGCUAUGGCAUCUAUGAUGCCUGGUCAACUCGGGACUGGUAAUUUACCAACAUUGUUUGAAAAUGUUGCCUCAGCUUCAGCUUUGGGAGCCUCUGGUUUGGAGACCCGAGUUCUUGGUGGAGGUUUAGCUUCUGCAACAAACCUGACUUCUUCGGCUUCUGAUUCACAUAUUCUUGGUAAAUUGGGAGGUCAAAUGACUGGUAACGCUCUUCAGGCAUCCUUUGUUGAUCCUGUUUAUCUUCAAUACUUGAGGACAUCUGAAUAUGCUGCAGCACAACUUGGUGCUUUAAAUGAUCCUUCUCUUGAUAGAAAUUAUCUGGGCAAUUCAUAUAUGAAUCAGCUAGAAUUGCAGAAGGCUUACGUGGGGUCUCUUCUAUCACCUCAGAAAUCACAGUACAGUGUCCCAUUCAGUGGUAAAUCUGGUGUUUCAAAUCAUCAUGGUUAUUAUGGUAAUCCAGCUUUUGGAGUUCACAUGUCGUAUCCCGGAAGUCCUAUGGGUAGUCCUGUCCUUUCUAACUCGCCUGUAGGACCUGGUAGUCCUAUCAGGCACAAUGAUCUUCAUUUGCGCUAUCCUUCUGGUACGAGGAGCCUAGGUGGUGUUAUGGGUCCUUGGCAUCUGGACGUUGGAAAUAUCAACGAAAGCUUUUCGUCCUCUCUUCUUGAGGAGUUCAAGAGUAAUAAGACGAAAUGUUUCGAACUUUCUGAAAUUUCCGGUCAUGUGUUUGAAUUCAGUGGGGAUCAAUAUGGGAGCCGAUUCAUUCAACAAAAACUCGAAACAGCUACUGCUGAUGAGAAAAAUAUGAUUUAUCAGGAAAUUAUGCCGCAAGCUCUUGCUCUGAUGACUGAUGUCUUUGGUAAUUAUGUGAUUCAGAAGUUCUUCGAGCAUGGACUUGCAGUACAGAGAAGAGAAUUAGCCAAUAAGCUUUUCGGUCACAUACUUACACUGAGCCUUCAGAUGUAUGGUUGUCGAGUGAUCCAGAAGGCAAUUGAAGUAGUAGACCUGGACCAAAAGAUUAAAAUGGUCGGAGAGCUUGAUGGACACGUCAUGCGUUGUGUACGCGAUCAGAAUGGAAAUCAUGUUAUACAAAAGUGUAUAGAAUGUGUCCCAGAAUCAGCAAUCCAUUUUAUAGUUUCGACAUUCUUUGAUCAAGUUGUGACGCUCUCAACUCACCCCUACGGGUGUCGUGUGAUACAGAGAGUUCUUGAGCACUGCAAGGAUGAAAAUACUCAGAGUCGAGUUAUGGAGGAAAUUCUAGGAUCUGUUAGUAUAUUGGCACAAGAUCAGUAUGGAAAUUAUGUUGUUCAGCAUGUCUUGGAGCAUGGCAAACCUCAUGAGCGUUCUGCAAUUAUCAAAGAGUUGGCUGGUAGAAUCGUUCAAAUGAGUCAGCAGAAGUUUGCCUCUAACGUCGUCGAGAAAUGCCUAACCUUUGGCGGUCCAACAGAACGCCAGCUAUUGGUGAGCGAAAUGCUUGGAACUACAGAUGAAAAUGAGCCCCUUCAGGCAAUGAUGAAAGAUCAAUUUGCAAACUAUGUCGUCCAGAAAGUACUCGAGACUUGUGACGACCAACAGCGCGAGUUGAUUCUCUCCCGAAUCAAAGUUCAUCUCAAUGCGCUGAAGAAAUAUACUUACGGGAAGCACAUUGUUGCCCGCGUAGAGAAACUUGUCGCCGCUGGAGAAAGGAGAAUUGCAGCUCAGUCUUCUCCACACUCUUCUUUGGUGACAUAGGAAAGAAAUUGUGUACAGCUAACCGAAGCAACCGCCAGAUCGAGCGAAGCUUCAUCGUCUCUUUCCACUCUUUUCCGUUUUAUCAUCUAGAGCUGUGGCUCAACCUCAACCUCAACCUCUCUAUGAAGACAGGUAUGAGCUGAUUGAAAAUAAAGCAAGUUGUUUGUUUGUACUUUGGAAGGAAGCCUGUACAUUUGUAGUUUUAAGCUGCUUUAUACGUAGAAAUCGAUCAAUUUCGUGGUACCGAUGUUGAAUGGCACCCGAUUGCUGCGGACGAGAUUAAAAAAAAAAAUGGCUGCCUGCCUAUACUUAGUUUUUUCCUUUUUCCUUAAGGGCAUGUAAAUGACUUUUAAAAAUGUUGAGGUAGUUUUUUCUUUUUUAUCUAUAUGUUUUAGCGUGACUGUACAAAAAUGUUGCCAUGUGAAGAAGAGCUGUGUUUAUGUUAGAUUAUAUUGAGGCCAUAGUUUUCUUCUCAA